Messenger RNA from Arabidopsis arenosa, 1326 nucleotides. Lineage: Eukaryota; Viridiplantae; Streptophyta; Magnoliopsida; Brassicales; Brassicaceae. The record is from the annotation of a GenBank genome assembly.
GUCCUUGUGGAGGCCCAUCACGCGGACAAGAAACGAAGCUUAAACCCCGUUUGAUAUUUUAGUCGGAGCUCCGGUGAAAAAAUGGCGGCAAAGAUUACUGGUGGAGGCUGCUCAUGGCGACGCUUUUACAGGAAGAGAACACCAUCUCGAUUUCUGAUUUUCUCUGUUCGAGCAUCUAGUUCCAUGGAUGAUAUGGACACCGUCUACAAGCAAUUGGGAUUGUUUUCAUUAAAGAAGAAGAUUAAAGAUGUUGUUCUUAAGGCUGAGAUGUUUGCACCGGAUGCUCUUGAGCUUGAAGAAGAGCAAUGGAUAAAGCAAGAAGAAACAAUGCGUUACUAUGAUUUAUGGGAUGAUCCAGCCAAAUCUGAUGAGAUUCUUCUCAAACUAGCUGAUCGAGCAAAAACAGUUGAUUCCCUCAAAGACCUCAAAUACAAGGCUGAAGAGGCUAAGCUAAUCAUACAAUUGGGUGAGAUGGAUGCGAUAGAUUACAGUCUCUUUGAGCAAGCUUACGAUUCAUCGCUCGAUGUAAGCAGAUCUUUGCAUCACUAUGAGAUGUCUAAGCUUCUUACGGAUCAAUAUGAUGCUGAAGGCGCUUGUAUGAUUAUCAAGUCUGGAUCUCAAGACGCAAAAUCUCAGAUAUGGACAGAGCAAGUUGUAAGUAUGUAUAUCAAAUGGGCAGAAAAGCUAGGCCAAAACGCGAGAGUGGCUGAGAAAUGUAGCUUCUUGAGCAAUAAAAGUGGUGUAAAUUCAGCCACAAUAGAGUUUGAAUUCGACUUUGCUUAUGGUUAUCUCUUAGGUGAGCGAGGCGUGCACCGCCUUAUCAUAAGUUCCACUUCUAAUGAGGAAUGUUCAGCGACUGUUGAUAUCAUACCGCUAUUCUUGAGAGCAUCUCCUGAUUUUGAAGUAAAGGAAGAUGAUUUGAUUGUUUCGUAUCCUGCAAAAGAGAACCAUAAAAUAGCUGAGAAUAUGGUUAGUAUUCAACAUAUACCGAGUGGAAUAACUGUUGAAUCGUCAGGAGAAAGAAACCGGUUUGCAAACAGGAUCAAAGCGCUAAAUCGGUUAAAGGCGAAGCUGCUUGUGAUAGCAAAAGAGCAAAAAAAUUCGGAUGUAAAUAAAAUAAACAGCAAGAACAUUUUGGAACCAUGGGAAGAAACGAGGAGAUAUGUCUCUAAGGGUCAAAAGAUGGUGGUUGAUACAAAAACCGGUUUAGAGAUUCUGGACCUGAAAUCGGUCUUGGAUGGGAACAUUGGACCACUCCUUGGAGCUCAUAUUAGUAUGAGAAGAUCAAUUGAUGCGAUUUAGGCUUAAUCAAUUGAUACUUUAAUU